AUGGCUCUAGCCAUCCGAGAGGCCUCUGGGCUGAAAGCAGAUAUUCGUCUGGCCCAGGCGGUAUCAGAGUUCGAAGCCGAGCUCACAACUGAACAAAAGCUUGCCUUCAGAGCCUCGCGCACCGCAGCGACAAGCAAAGCGCCAACAAUGUCAGACGUUAUGCGCCUCACAGCAGAGAUGGACCUCAAAGCAACGAGCAAGCAUGGUCGCAUACGAUGUUUCGGGCCGCGAUUAACCAAUAUGCUUCAGGCUAUUCAGCAGUUUGCAGCCCUGGACGAUAUCGUGGUCGGCGGAUCCCAGAACCUCAUCGCAUGUGGAGUCUGGUCUGUGGCGAGAAUGACUGUUCAUGUGAUAACUGGAUACUUGACACAUUUGGAAAAGCUCUCUGUUUUGUUUAUGGCUGUUGGCCGAAACGCUCCUCGAUACCAAGCCAUGGCUGCCAUUUAUCCAAAGUCCAAGAACUUACAGCGAUAUCUUUGCGAAUACUUUAUCGUCGUCACCAAGAUCUGCCAUCAGACCAUUCACUGGGCACAAAAGUCUGCCGUCAGCCGUCUUUCGUCAUCCAUCAGAGAUCCUGAUAUGAAAGGCUUCCAAGCAGACCUUGACACGUGGUCCGCCUCUAUCAAAGAAGAAGCUGAUCUGUUGCUCAGUCAAGGCCUUCAAGAAGAAGCUAAAGAGAAUGCGACAUUCCGUUCAAUAGUGUCGAGUCGCUCCAAAUAUCUCCAACAUCGUCAAAAGAUCAACGAAAGUAUUCGCUUUCUCGAUGCUUGCUCACAGCACGAUUAUCGAACCACAUGGAAACAGACUCGCAAGCGUGGAACAACUCGCAUUUUGCCCUCAUAUACCCAAUAUCAGAAAUGGAAAAGUUCUCAGACUGCGAGUGAUUCAAUUCUUUUCCGUGGUAAAUUGGGUGCGGGUAAAUCUGUUCUUCUCGCUAAUAUUGUCGAUGAUCUAAACCUUCUUCAAAACUCAAUUACGCUAUACUUCUUUGCCCGCCAUGACAUCCCCGACUCUCUGAGCUCAAGAACCAUAUUUGGGUCUCUGGUUCGGCAGCUUUUAGAAGUUUUCGCCUACGACAGCAAAUUCGAGCACAUCUUUUCGGAGUCUGUAUCUCGACUAGACUUAGACGACAUUGUCAAAAUUUUGGCAACCCUACCAUCACAUGAUAGGUAUUUGUACAUCGUAAUUGACGGACUCGACGAAUGUUCCAUGGAAGAGCAACAGACUGUCCUGCUCAGCCUAUCUGCCAUCAAGUCCGAGGGCUACAAGAUCUGCAUAUCAGUCAGGACUCCUACGGAAAGCUCAGUAUGGAAAGAUCAAAGUUUCGAAUUUCAGGAGUCUAUCCCAGAAGAAAAUCAAGAUAUAUUUGACUUUGUGCAAGUUGAAGUAGACAACAGAGUACGAAAUGAACGACUAGUCACCUUGGACCCUCUGCUUGUUCAAGACAUCAAACAGGAGCUCAUUGAUGGGGCAUGCGGGAUGUUCCUGUGGGUUUCCCUGCAACUUGAUUCCAUAUGCUCCGAAAUAUCGGAUACAGCGAUCCGGGAAGCAAUCCGAGACCUUCCACGGGAUCUCACGCAAACAUACGAACGGAACCUACUGAAAGCGAGCUCAGGCGACUCCAAGGGCCACCAUAUCCGGAUUUUCAAACUACUUGUUGGCGCUAGAGAGCCAUUGACAACAGAACAGUUACGUGAAGCAGUUAGCGUCAAAGUCGGACAUACCACGUGGAGUCCACAGCAGCAUAUCAGCAGCAUCCUUGCUGCCUUGAAGUUCUGCGGUAGUCUUGUUAUGGUCGACGAGGAAGAUGAUACAGUUGUAUUCAUCCACCAUAGUGCUCGGAGCUUCUGUCUGAACUCACCCAGAAAUGCAGCAGAAUGGACCUUUACCGAGAAGGCUGCGAACCUCGCUAUGGCUGAGACAUUGGUUACCUAUCUCAGCUAUAAUAUCUUUGACACCAGGCUGUCCAGGAAUGUCGCUCCCAAGAUCAGUGCGAACAAGAUGCCCGAGAUGGUUGCUUUGAGCACUAUGAGCAAUCACCAAGCCGGAAAGAGCGUUGCAAAUAAAUUCUUCAGACUGAAGUCCAAAAUUAAACGCGACAUUGGCCCUACACUUGCUCGAGUCAGCACAGGUUACCAAGCCAAUAAUUCGCAACAAUUCCUCUUGCUGCCAUAUGCCAAACAGAACUGGGUAAGGCAUACAUCGCAAUUGGAGAGUCUUCCUUCGCUGCCAAAUUGGUAUCAUCUUCUAGAUCAUCCCGAGUUUGGUAUUGAUUUUGACGAUAUCGAUGAAGCUACACAGAAAUUCCAAGAUAUCGUAUUCCAUCGGAGUGUAUCCUUGAGGCUGAAUCCUUUUCCUAUUAUUCCAAGUCUAAUCACCAUUUGGGCACUAGGCAAUGGUCAUAUACUUUUGCUUAAGCACGAGCUUAUUAAAGGUCGUGGGUUACGAAAGCUCCGGGCUUUUGUGAAGCUCUGGGCUCUUUUGAUGUGGCUCUCGCAAAACGACGCUUUGAAUCAGCUAGACUACCGUCUAGUUAAGUGGUUGUGUCUCCUACUCAUUCGUCUGAGAACAAAAUCCCCGAUUAAAACUCGGCUUUUGAGUCGGCUUUCGGCCUUUGACAACUGCUUUGUUGAUUAUGCUAGGGAGGCUAUACGUUCAUCUGACGCUGAAGCAUUCUCCUUUUUCCUGGGUCGUUUCACUAUCGAAGAUGCCCAGCACUUUAAAAGCAACACAAGGCUGAUACAGUGGGCUAUAGCAUCUGGUAGCGUCGAUAUGCUGCGCCUCCUGAUAAGAUUCGGCCUGGCGAAAGAUUCCCUCAUUAAUGGUCGUGCCGUGUCUCAAGCCUCGCGACUCAACUCUCCAGAUGAACUCAAAUCCCGCCUGGUGUAUUACUUGUUUGGUGUUGGUUUUGACUUUGACGCUUUGACUGAAGAUGAGCUUUACAGAGGCCUCAAACUCUUUUGCGCUUACGUCAGUCUUGAAGAAGCAUCUCGAAUCGUUCGAGGUCUCUUUUCUUUGCAACGGACAAAGACUGGCCCAAAAGCAGAUAUUCUAUUGGGCAUGGCUUGCGCAUCGGGCGACUACGAAGUGGCUGAGGCUUUAUUAAAUUGCCUUGCCAAUCCUAAUGCAAUAACUCCAUCUGGAAGAAGCUGUCUGGAUAUGGCCCUGCACAGUCCAUCUCCAGACCGAGUGAGACUCAUAUGGAGACUUGUCAAAUCUGGGGCACAGGCAACUACUGAAACAAUGGAUCGAGCUUUUGAGAUGCGAUACUGGGGUCUUGCAUUGCAUUUCCUAUCAAAAAAAAGACCCACUGCUUUGCAUUCUAAUUUCUAUUCAGUCAUCACUGGCGACCCGCCUUCAAUCAUCGAUUCAUUCCUCCCUGGACCUGCGACCAGAAACCAAGCAUACACGCAUAUAUCAGAGCCAUGCCAAUUACCUAUUGUUCAAACGUCUGACUGGGCACACUGGCAGUUCUACUUUGGGCCUCCUGUUGUCGAGAAUGGACUUUGGAGAAAGAUUGAUGUUGAAGAAUCCCACCGCCUUUGCCAGUAUAUCCAUUCCCGAUUCAAAUUGAACAAGGCACCCGGAGGCGUACUCUCCUUUGAACCAAGUAUCCGCUACUGCGCUUUACUGCGUCCUGGCAUACCUUCAUUCAGAAUAGAUUUAAAACACCGAGAGAGUAUUCAGGCUAUAUGUUUGAGACUCACCACUCCGAGCAGUUUCGUGGUUUUUGCAGAAAUCAACAGAAGAUGGCAAUCAGCAUCGGAAAGGCUUGCUUGGCUAGACACGGACGAAAAUUACAAAAUAAUGAAAAACUAUGAGGAUUAUUCUCCGACAUGGUAUAGCAAUGGUCGGAGUGAUGGAUUAGGUUGCUGGUUACUCCCAGAUUCAUUCUGGGAUACCCCGCAUGUUCGGCAGCUGGUUGAACAACGUCAAUUCUUAGCGCAUCUUCAACUCGACGACGUUCACUGGGGCUUGAAUAUUUUGCGAAAAAGUCUCUCUUUGUUCCUGAACCUUCCAUCUUUCUCGGCUCUAGAUACCUUUGACAGACUGUUCCCUUCUCUUCACAUUCCGACAAAGCCUGAUCGACACCUAUGCUUUCCAAAGGGUUUCUCAUACGAUCUUGCCUACAAGAGCCUUCGAAUUCAAUGGCUAAGGACUUUAGGCGUUAUGUACAACAAAGGGUUACUGGCAAAAACCAAUAUUCCCAGAGAAGUAUUUGUCGAGAUGAAUGGUAUGGUGGAAGUUUUAGAUGGGCUCGCCGGGAUGCACAAAAACAUUCAGGCCGAUCUUCAUGGCGAUGGCUUCAUGCCCGAGGUCCUCGAAGCAGCUUUUCUGGGUCCUGAGGGUAAGAGGGUUCUGGAAAGACUGAUCAACCAGAACACUCAAUGGAGACCACAAGUGUGUUCUUGGAUCAAAGGAGUGGACACAUCGGUAUUCAUGUGGUCCAUGGGUGAGAAUGCGCCUUUAUCGUUCACAAGAGCAGUUCAAUCACUUCGAGCGGUGGGUAUUUCUGAUGGGGACGUGGAAAUGUUGGAACGAGCACUGGAUUUUGCUAGGGCGAAAGUACCAGAGCUAGAGUGA
Fusarium mangiferae is the source of this 4584-nucleotide messenger RNA. RefSeq lists its product as uncharacterized. The transcript is spliced from 3 exons. The coding region runs from base 1 to 4584 and encodes 1527 amino acids. Gene Ontology annotation, molecular function: protein binding. The record is from RefSeq and is a predicted model, not a curated record. NCBI's taxonomy places the organism in Eukaryota, Fungi, Ascomycota, Sordariomycetes, Hypocreales, Nectriaceae.